This is a messenger RNA of Schistosoma margrebowiei, 663 nucleotides long. NCBI's taxonomy places the organism in Eukaryota, Metazoa, Platyhelminthes, Trematoda, Strigeidida, Schistosomatidae. The record is from the annotation of a GenBank genome assembly.
AUGGUUUUCAAGAAAAAUAAUAAAAUAUCAAGCAUAAAUCAACGUAAAAGUACUAAUAGAUCUGUUCCUGGGAGCUUCGGCCGUCUUCAGUACCUGCAGAAUCUGGUUAACGAAUAUCAGCAAACUGAAAUAACGGAACACAAGGAACAGGUUUUAGCCAAUCUUGCUAAUUUCUGCUACGAUUCUCGGAACGGCCCACAACUUCGUCAAUUGCGCGUCAUUGAUCUCUUUUUUGACUGCAUCUUAGAACCAUCAAGUGCGUGGUUCAAAGCUGCCUUCCAAUCCGGAUCAAAUUUAAAUGUUGAUGAGGGCGAAGCUCGUCUAGUUGAAUUUGCUCUUGGAGGUUUAUCUAAUCUUUCGGCUUCAUCACCCUUAAAUCGUCAAGAAAUUCUCAAUCACAUACAUUUACCGUGUAUUGUAGCUUGUGCUACAUCUCCAGACUCCACAGUUGUUGUACAUUCGCUGACUAUUAUCAUCCAUUUGUUUACCCGUUGUCCGAAUUCAGAAGAUUUUAUUUCUUUGGGUACUAGGUUUCCUGCUAUCGUCCAAAUAGCUCGUCAAUAUUGUGAGUCACGUAAUCGGCAGACAGACAUUGAUCCUCGAAUUCCAAUUUUAUCACAAAUACUACUGGAAGACUGUUGUAAUUGCAGUUCCUCUCAUUAA